This is a messenger RNA of Macaca mulatta (Rhesus monkey), 1801 nucleotides long. RefSeq names its product G protein-coupled receptor class C group 5 member D (gene GPRC5D). Lineage: Eukaryota; Metazoa; Chordata; Mammalia; Primates; Cercopithecidae. Gene Ontology annotation, molecular function: G protein-coupled receptor activity; protein kinase activator activity. Gene Ontology annotation, biological process: G protein-coupled receptor signaling pathway. The record is from RefSeq and is a predicted model, not a curated record. Gene Ontology annotation, cellular component: extracellular exosome; intracellular membrane-bounded organelle; signaling receptor complex.
GCGCCAUUGCACUCCAGCUUGGGUGACAGAGCAAGACUCCAUCUCAAAACAAACAAACAAACAAAAUCAAGAUUUGGGAAAGUCUCCAGAUAGCUUUUUAGGAAAUACAUCAGAAGAAGGACGAGGUAUCCUGGUGUAAGUGACCUGAGGGCCUUGUGUAGCUUCCCUGAAUAUGUUGCAAUACACUGGGAGGAAGCCAUAUUUCCUAGAUUUAUACCCACUUUCAGAUUUACACCCGCUCCCUAAGGCCAAGGUGCCUCUGGUCAGAAGUAGAAUGAAAAAGAAUUGUUCUCACCAAGGAAAUCUCUGUAGAAAAGUUGCUGUGAAACUGGAAUAGGUGUGUCUUUCUGUCCUUCCGGUUCUUUUUAUAGAUACUGCAGGAACCUCAGUGAGAGCCUACGGUCCUUCCGCCCAUUUGGGAAGAGAUUAAAGAAGCUCAGGUUGGCUCUUUCUUACUCAUUGGCAGUUACAACCUCACCAACACUACAGCCUAAGCUUCCAGAGUGGACACGGAGAAGGACAUCAGAAAAACAUUCUGGUGAGGCCUACACCCAUAAGUCACCAUGUACAAGGACUGCAUCGAGUCCACUGGAGACUAUUUUCUUCCCUGUGACUCUGAGGGGCCAUGGGGCAUCAUUCUGGAGUCCCUGGCAAUACUUGGCAUCGUGGUCACAAUUCUGCUACUCUUAGCAUUUCUCUUCCUCAUGCGAAAGAUCCAAGACUGCAGCCAGUGGAACGUCCUCCCCACCCAGCUCCUCUUCCUCUUGAGUGUGCUGGGGCUCUUUGGACUCGCUUUUGCCUUCAUCAUCCAGCUCAAUCAGCAAACUGCCCCCGUACGCUACUUUCUCUUCGGGGUUCUCUUUGCUCUCUGUUUCUCGUGCCUCUUAGCCCAUGCCUCCAACCUAGUGAAGCUGGUUCGGGGUCGCGUCUCCUUCUCCUGGACGACAAUUCUGUGCAUUGCUAUUGGUUGCAGUCUGUUGCAGGUGAUUAUUGCCAUUGAGUAUGUGACUCUCAUCAUGACCAGAGGUAUGAUGUUUGUGCACAUGACACCCUACCAGCUCAAUGUGGACUUUGUUGUACUCCUAGUCUAUGUCCUCUUCCUGAUGGCCCUCACAUUCUUCGUCUCCAAAGCCACCUUCUGUGGCCCGUGUGAGAACUGGAAGCAGCAUGGAAGACUCAUCUUUAUCACUGUACUCUUCUCCAUCAUCAUCUGGGUGGUGUGGAUCUCCAUGCUCCUGAGAGGCAACCCGCAGUUCCAGCGACAGCCCCAGUGGGACGACCCGGUCGUCUGCAUUGCCCUGGUCACCAACGCAUGGGUUUUCCUGCUGCUGUACAUUGUCCCUGAGCUCUGCAUUCUCUACAGAUCGUGUAGGCAGGAGUGCCCUUCACAAGGCCAUGCCUGCCCCGUCACAGCCUACCAACGCAGCUUUCAAGUGGAGAACCAGGAGCUCUCCAGAGCCCGAGACAGUGAUGGAGCUGAGGAGGAUGUAGCAUUAACUUCAUUUGGUACUCCCAUUCAGCCGCAGACUGUUGAUCCCACACAAGAGUGUUUCAUCCCACGGGCCAAACUAAGCCCCCAGCAAGAUGCAGGAGUAUAAAUCUACAGGAAACACGAGUAGAGAAAACCCAGCCGACCAUCCUGGGUAGUAUAGCCCUGAUAGGCCACCAGGGCCCACAGAGUCACGCUGCCAAUGAAGAGUCAGAACAUCCCCUCUUCUGUUUCCUAAGCCCUCCAUCCACGUGGACCCUCCACCAGAAGACCACCCUUUUGAGCAUAAUUACAAUCUUGCUGGCCACCCUA